Molecule: messenger RNA, 1477 nt
Organism: Nicotiana tabacum (common tobacco)
Lineage: Eukaryota; Viridiplantae; Streptophyta; Magnoliopsida; Solanales; Solanaceae
Product: transcription factor TCP8-like
Cellular component (GO): nucleus
Molecular function (GO): sequence-specific DNA binding; DNA-binding transcription factor activity
Source: RefSeq, a predicted model, not a curated record
CUUUUGGUAGGCACCCACACCUACUCUUCUUCUCCAAUUCCACAAAGUAAAACUAAAGUGAAAGAAAUAAAGAGAAACCCCACUACUUUCACUUGUGCUGUUUUUGGGUCAAUAGUCUUUGCACUACUUGCAGCAACUACUUGAUUAUUUCAUUCCCCAUUUCCUAGUCCUUUUCUUUCUUGUAAUUGUGUUUCCAAUUCAUCAAAUAGCCAAUUGGACAGAUAUUGUUUCAAAUAUCAAGAAAUCUUUGUUAGGCCCUUCUCUCACCCCACUUCUCCCCUACCCACCCACCUACCCCCUUCAAACUUUCUUUUCCAAGAUGGAAUUUAGAGAGCCAAAUAGCAAAAACCAAGGUGGCAGCACCAGUCUCUCCGACAAUCAAAACGAUAGCAACAACAAUAAUAGCAACGACAAUAAUAACAACUCGAUUUCUACCAAAGUUGUUAAGAAGCCAUACAAAGACCGUCACACUAAGGUGGACGGUCGAGGGCGGCGCAUACGCAUGCCAGCUUUAUGCGCCGCCAGAGUUUUUCAGCUCACAAAAGAACUGGGUCACAAGUCUGAAGGUGAAACCAUCGAGUGGCUCUUGCAACAAGCUGAACCGUCUAUUAUAGCAGCUACGGGAACAGGUACAAUCCCUGCAAAUUUCUCUACUCUUAACGUGUCUUUACGUAGCAGUGGGACUACAAUUUCAGCUCCGCCGUCAAAGUCUGCGCCGCUUUUCAUUCACGGGGGCGCCACCACUAUGUUGGGUUUUCACCACCCGCUUUCAAACACCGGUUAUGGACAAGACCCAGGUGAGAAUUACAUGAAAAAGAGGUAUAGAGAAGAUACAAGUGGAGCAACAUCACUACCAUCAGCUACUAAACCGGAGAGAACCGGAGGUCAAGCUCACGAACCGGAUGAAGAAUCAAAACCCGGUUCAUCACAUGCUUCUAGCUACAUACCGGCUCCAGCUAUGUGGGCGGUUGCGCCGGCGGCCGGUAACGUCGGAAACACCUUCUGGAUGGUACCAGGCACCUCAUCAACCAUGCAGAGAAUUGGUGGUUUUGAGUUAUCGGGAGGUGGCCGGUUCAAUCCGGUUCAUCUAGGAUCAAUGUUUUUGCAACAGCCACAACCGGUUCAGCAGCUGGGGUUGGGUGUUUCAGAAACAAACUUGGGAAUGUUAGCAUCUAUGAAUGCAUAUAAUAGUAGGGGUACUGGUAUUGAUUUGGGUAUGAAUUUGGAGCAACAUCACCAUCAAAAUCAGCAACAAGGUAGUGAAAGUGGCGAUGAAAAUCACAAAGAUUCUCAAUCAUAGUUCCAUUCUUGAUGCCAUUUGAGUUAAUUCUUGAUGUUUUUACUGUGGUGAGGAGAGAAUUAACUGCUGUCAGUCAUUGUAAAUGUUUCAUUUUCCGUCCUUUUUUUUCCCACUCAUUUUUAAUAGCUUUAUUGGGGAGUGAUUGAAGUUGUAGAUUAAUGGUUGCAAUUACACUUA